GCGCGUUUUGAUGCAGGGCUUAUUUUGCUAGCGCGGCGGCGGCUGCCAGGGGAACUGCUGGGGCCGUCGCGGCGCUGCCAUGGCGCGCUGCAGGCUGCCGGGACACCCGCGGCCCUAGGAAAGGGGCGUCGUGGGGCUGCGGCGUCCUGCGCUCCUGUUGGCUGGGGCGCGCUGUGAUCAGCUGUACUUCAUAGACUUAUGCCCUCAAGAUGAAGUUCUUACUGGCAGUUCUCUCUUUAGUUUUGUUGUCUUCCUGGAUUGAAGAAGCCUAUUCCAAAGAGAAAUCUUCAAAGAAAGGAAAGGGGAAAAAGAAGCAAUAUCUCUGUCCAUCCCAGCAAUCAGCUGAAGAUCUUGCAAGAGUACCUGUUAAUUCUACUAGCAAUACCUUGAAUAGGCUGUUGGUCAGUUAUGAUCCCAGGAUAAGACCAAAUUUCAAAGGAAUUCCAGUUGAUGUAACAGUCAACAUUUUCAUUAAUAGCUUUGGAUCAAUUCAAGAGACAACGAUGGAUUACAGAGUUAACAUCUUCCUAAGACAGAAGUGGAAUGACCCCAGACUUAAAUUGCCCAAUGACUGGAGGGGUUCAGAUACGUUGACUGUGGAUCCAACAAUGUUUAAAUGCCUGUGGAAGCCAGAUUUGUUCUUUGCAAAUGAAAAGAAUGCCAAUUUCCAUGAUGUCACUCAAGAAAAUAUUCUUCUAUUUAUAUUUCGGGAUGGAGAUGUUCUAGUCAGCAUGAGAUUAUCCGUUACUCUGUCAUGCCCUUUGGACUUGACCUUGUUUCCUAUGGAUACACAGCGUUGCAAGAUGCAAUUGGAGAGCUUUGGAUACACAACUGAUGAUUUACGAUUCAUCUGGCAAUCUGGAGAUCCUGUUCAGUUAGAAAAAAUUGCUUUGCCACAGUUUGAUAUUAAAAAAGAGGAUAUUGAAUAUGGUAACUGUACCAAAUAUUAUAAAGGCACAGGUUAUUACACUUGUGUAGAAGUAAUCUUCACUUUAAGAAGACAAGUUGGAUUUUACAUGAUGGGUGUUUAUGCUCCAACACUGCUAAUUGUUGUUCUGUCCUGGCUGUCAUUUUGGAUCAAUCCUGAUGCAAGUGCUGCAAGAGUGCCACUGGGCAUCUUCUCAGUGCUCAGCUUGGCAUCUGAAUGUACUACUCUUGCUGCAGAACUCCCCAAAGUGUCUUAUGUGAAGGCCUUAGAUGUCUGGCUGAUUGUUUGUCUUCUUUUCGGGUUUGCUUCAUUGGUUGAGUAUGCAGUGGUUCAGGUAAUGCUCAAUAAUCCGAAGAGAAUUGAAGCUGAAAAAGCAAAAAUUGCCAAGGCAGAACAAGCAGAAGGGAAAGGAAGCAAUGUAGCCAAAAAGAACACGGUAAAUGGCACAGGGACCCCUGUCCACAUUAGCACUUUACAGGUUGGUGAGACCAGAUGCAAAAAAGUUUGCACCUCGAAAUCUGAUCUGAGAUCCAAUGAUUUUAGCAUCGUUGGAAGCUUGCCGAGAGAUUUUGAAUUAUCAAAUUAUGACUGUUAUGGAAAGCCCAUUGAAGUCAAUAGUGGGCUCGGAAAAUCUCAAGCAAAGAAUAACAAGAAGCCACCUCCUCCUAAGCCUGUCAUUCCAUCAGCAGCAAAGCGAAUUGAUCUUUAUGCAAGAGCAUUAUUUCCUUUCUGUUUCUUGUUCUUCAAUGUCAUAUACUGGUCCAUAUAUUUAUGAUAAAUAUUUUAUAUUUUACAUAAAUGAAAAAAAUAUUUCUUUAUUCCCUUUCCCAAUCAUGAAAGCCAGUCUGUGAAAUUAUUUGCAUUUGCAAAGCAAUAUAUUGCAUUAAAGAUGCCAUGUGAUUGUAGUGAAAAUAUGGCAUCUUAAUUUUGAAUGAAAGCAUGACACUGCAAUGUCUGUGCUCAAACUGUUGUAUAUAAAUGUACAGCAUACAUCCUGCUUUAAGAAUAUAUGAAGGGUAAUGCAUAUCGUUAUUAAAGCAAAAUAAUUAUUUUCUGUUAUUAUUAAUAUACUGAUUUCUGAUAAUGAAACUGAUGUGCAUGUUGAGUAUAAGAUCAGUAUUCUAAUAUAUGUAGUAUCUAACAGCUUUUAUGACAGAGAAAAUCUUGUUCUUGUAUAAUUUUAGAUGGCACUGUUAAAGAACAAGCUUCAUUGUAAUUAAUAUUAUUUAGACUUUGUAAGUAAGUGGAGAAAGUAUUGACUAAACUGAUCUUGUCUAUGUGGAAAAAUAAAGAUCAGAUAAUUACUAAUUUUGUAAAAUUAGCUCAUUUAGAAAUAUUAAUUUUGCAUCCUUUAAGCAAACCCACAGCAAGAUUGUGAGGAAAAUAUGUUGACAGUAAAUAUUGCACCAAAUUUUGGUUGCCUUCUCCACAGGCACAAGAGAAAACCUGAAGGCAAAGAAAAAAUUGGGGCGAGAGGCUCUCUUUCCUAUUUCUAGAAUAAGCCACUACACCAAAUCUAUCAACCGUAAUAAAAGGACCAAUAUCUGAUUGUGAAUAACUCAGAAGCUAAGGCCUAUACAAAAAGUCUCCUUGUGCAGAGAUCAAAGAGCAGCGUGAAGUGUUUGACCAUACCAAUCCAUUUCUUAUGCUGCUGCUUGUUGAAGUCCUCAACAUACCAAGAGGGUGACAUUGGAGUUCUGAUGAGAAGGUGUUCUUUAUUUUCUAGACCUUAAUUUCCUAAUAAUUUAAUCCCGUAAGGGCUAUAAUAUUACAGUUUAAUUUUGGCUGUUGGAUUAAGUGUUCAGGUGAUAGUGAUGGCCUGUGCUAUACAAGAAAUUGGACUGGAUGAUUUGGUGGUUCCUCUUGGCCUUAAAUUCUUUGACCCAGUAACAUGACAUCAAUUAGGAUUACAAAAGUACACUACCUUAAUAUAUAUAUAAUACAAGAGUCAGUAUUCUGGUGCCUACUGUUGCAUUGUCUUUUGUGAAACUAAGAUAUAAAGUAAAACUAACAAUAAAGUGACAUUUUCUACUAUCUAAAGAAAUCAAAGAAGGUACAUGCAAUGUUGCACUCUCUAGGAGUUCACAAUGAGACUUUGCUUCAGCCCUAAUGCAGUAACAGAACUGUGACCUCCGGGAAAAUAUUUCCUCUUGGAAAACUAGGUUAUAGUUGUUAAUCAAAAUAUUAAAAUAAGGCAUUUCUCACUAACUGAGGGAUUUACAAAAUUCAUAUUAACUAGUCCCUCUCAAUAGAUAGAAAUGGUCUGUGAGGAAAAAAAAAUCUGAUUUUUUCCAGGUGAGUCAGUGCUCAGCUGAAAUGCAGUCUUUUAAGGAAAAGUAGUGUAUAAAACUUCCACAGAGCUAACCCUCUUGUUCAUCUGAGACAGGUUCAGUCAGGAUGGACAACAGGAAAAACAACACGACUUCCAUGUUGUAACUUGCUAUAUAUCCUUGUUCGCUUAAACUCAAAAUGCAUCUGAACCAGCAGAUCUCCAAUCUGCACAUAUAGGCCAAAAAAAUUAACAAGAGUUUAAGUGAGAACUCACAAACAAAAACAAGUGUUAACAAACAACGACCCAUCUGUAAAAAUAGGUGGAGUACUUUCAGGAUGCAAGGUCUAUGCCCCCAAUUUAGCACAGAAGUGAAUUAUAUGGAUAUAUUCUUUGAUUUUCAGCUUUUACAUUACUUGCAUUGGAAUUUGCAGAUUAUUGCUUCUAGAAUCAGAAAUUAUCAUAGAACCAUAGAACUAAAAGGGACCUACAGCAGUCAUAUAGUCCAGUCCCCUGCACUUAUGGCAGGACCACAUACUAUUUAGCCCAUCUCUAACAAGUGUGUGUCUAAAAUGCUAUUAAAAUAUUCAUUGUUGGGGAUUCCACAGUCUCCCUAUGCAACUUAUUCCAAUGCUUAAUCACGUUGAUAGGAAGUUUUACCUAUUGUCCAAUCGAAACCUCUCUUGCUGCAAUUUAAAUCCAUUGCUUCUUGUCUUAUCCACAGAGGAUAAGGAGAAUAAUUUUGCACCCUCCUCCUUGUAACAACCGUGUAAAUAUUUCUAAAUAUUCUAGACCUGCUACUAUUUCCCCUCUCAAACUUCUCUUUUCCAGAUUAAACAAACCCAAUUAUUUCAGUCUUCCCUCAUAGGUCAUGUGUUGGUCUUUUCCAAUUGGUCCACAUCUUUCCUGAAAUGUGGCAUCCAAAAAUGGACAUAAUACUCCAGAUGAGGCCAAAUCAAUGUGGAAUAGAGCAGAGGAAUUACUCUUCACAUCUUGAUUAAAACAAUCCUGCUAAUGCAUCCCAAAAAAACCUGAUUUUUGCUGUUGUUGUUGUUGCAACAGUGUUACACUG
Pelodiscus sinensis (Chinese soft-shelled turtle) is the source of this 4269-nucleotide messenger RNA. It is a transcript of the gene GLRB, whose product is annotated as glycine receptor beta. Gene Ontology annotation, biological process: monoatomic ion transmembrane transport; chloride transport. Gene Ontology annotation, molecular function: transmembrane signaling receptor activity; extracellularly glycine-gated chloride channel activity. NCBI's taxonomy places the organism in Eukaryota, Metazoa, Chordata, Testudines, Trionychidae. The record is from RefSeq and is a predicted model, not a curated record. Gene Ontology annotation, cellular component: postsynaptic membrane.